AUGCUCCAUCAUGCCAAGUUGGACAAGUGCUUCUGGGCUGAAGCGGCAAUGACGGCCGUCUAUGUGAAGAACCGUUUGCCGUCACCCAAGAUUCCACACAAGACACCGUUCGAGAUUGUCUACAAUUCUAAGCCAAGUGUCAAGCACAUGCGCGUUUUUGGGUGCCAAGCAUACAUCUUGACCCCGAAGGAGAAACGACUCAAGUGGGAUCCCAAGGCCCGGGCUGGAUUGUUUUUGGGCUACGAAGAAGUGUCCAAGGCGUAUCGAGUUUACGACAUCGAAGCGAGGCAGGUGAUGAUAAGUCGCGAUGUCAACUUCGAUGAGUGGGCCUUUGGAAUGUCGAUGAUGAUUUCCGAUGACGAUAUUGAUGGCCUGGACUUCGAAUCGAUCGAUCUUGAUGAUGAAGAACCGCGUCCGAGACACUUCAAACAAACAGGAAAGCGCAAUGCCCAACCCAAUCACGACAAUGACGACGCAAGCAUGCCCCGAGCAGUGCGCCAACGACCCGGAUUGGAAGAGUCAAGUGCGCCGGAUGACCUCUCUUCACGUCGAGCCAACGAAGAUGAAGAAAGGAAGUCGGAGGAACAACAUGACACACCGACUUCCUCCGCGUUUUGGCAUGCGAGUGCAAACGCCGUCGAAGCAGCAGUCGAUUUUUCGGAGCCGUCGACAUUUGAAGAAGCAGUAUCUGGCCCGGACCAAGUACACUGGCGCAAGGCAAUUGAUGCGGAGCUCGAUUCGAUGAAGCUUCGCGGUGUCUUUCGUGCGGCCAAGUUACCCAACGGACAAAGCGCCAUUGGCACAAAGUGGGUCUUCAAGAUCAAGCGCAAAGCGGACGGAUCCAUCGAGAAGUACAAGGCACGUCUCGUGGCAAAGGGCUUUCGCCAAAAGUAUGGAAUCGACUACACGGAGACGUUUUCGCCCGUGGUCAAGUAUGUGACGCUGCGAAUGGUCAUCGCCAUUACCAAGCACUUUGGAUGGACACUUGACCAACUUGAUGUGGUGACUGCCUUUGUUUAUGGUGUAAUGAAGGAACAAGUGUUUUGCGUGAUUCCUGAAGGCGUCGAACUUGACAGUACGUUCGACUGUCUGGAAUUGGUGAAGGCAAUUUACGGCCUGAAGCAAGCUUCGCGAGUAUGGAACGAGACGUUUGACGAGUUUGUGUGUUCCAUUGGAUUUCAGGUGUCAGGCUUCGACCCAUGUCUCUACAUCAAGACUUCGGACGGCCAUUGCGUGUUUAUACUGGUCUAUGUGGAUGACGUGUUGGUGACAGGAAGCUCACCCAAGUUGAUUGCACAAACCAAGAACGACCUGAAGACGCGGUUCGAAAUGACGGACAGCGGCAAGUGUGCGUUUGUUUUUGGGAUCGAGUUAUUGGACGGUGAAGAUGGCAGCGUGACUAUGUGUCAGCGCCGUUAUGUCGACGAUGUCCUCAAGCGCUUUGGAAUGGAUGAGUGCAAGGCUGUGGCAAGUCCGGUGGACGUCAGCUCUCGACUGGUUCCGAGCAACUCUGCAAGCAAGGUGGAUGUCCCAUUCCGUGAAGCAGUGGGUGCUUUGAUGCAUCUGACGACUGCAACGCGACCGGACAUCGCCUAUGCUGUAAGCUUUGUGUCACGGUUCAUGGAGAAACCCCAAGAAGAACACUGGGUUGCAGUCAAGCGCAUCUUCCGCUACCUACAAGGCACCAAGAUGCAUGGAAUCUGCUACAAGCCAAGUGCGAAGAUCGACUUUCGUGGCUAUUCAGAUGCAGACUGGGCCGGUGACCUUGCUGAUCGCAAAUCGACGUCCGGCUACGUCUUCAUGCUAUUGGGUGCUCCGGUGAGUUGGGGCAGCAAGAAACAGCCAAGUGUGUCACUGUCUACAAGCGAAGCGGAGUAA
Molecule: messenger RNA, 1878 nt
Organism: Peronospora matthiolae
Lineage: Eukaryota; Oomycota; Peronosporomycetes; Peronosporales; Peronosporaceae
Source: the annotation of a GenBank genome assembly